GGAAAGCAAGAUGUCUAAUAAAACCAAGGAAUCUGAUAAGACUAAGACUCCUGACAAGCUUGACAAGUUUCUCGCUGGUGGGGAUAUUACUCUCAACUGUCUCAUUUCUGAUGAGGGAGUAAAUGAUAUUUUUGAAGUAACGAUAUCUAACGCUAACAAUAAUAAAGUCUCUUCUCUCGUGAAGGCAAUCAGAACUUAUUGUCUAGAUCGAUUUCAAGAUAUAGAUUCGACCAAUUUGGCUUUAUAUAGGGUCACAUUUAUAGCUGAUAGUGUCAUAAUCAACAGCUUAAGAAAUAUCAGUGAAUUUGAAGUAGAAAGUGCAAUAAGAAUGGAAUUGCAAGACACAAUUUUUACUCAUUUUCCUAUACAACCCCAAUGUAUCUUUGGUGGUGAAAAGGGAAUUAAUGUUAUCGUAUACCCUUCUGCUGAAAGGGUGCUGGAAGUACUAAGCAAAGAUAAUUAGAUUUUUUUAUCUAUAUUUCAUUAUCAUGUAAUAGCGAUACAGUCACAAUUUUUAUGUAUUGUAAGCCA
Rhizophagus irregularis DAOM 181602=DAOM 197198 is the source of this 531-nucleotide messenger RNA. NCBI's taxonomy places the organism in Eukaryota, Fungi, Glomeromycota, Glomeromycetes, Glomerales, Glomeraceae. The record is from RefSeq and is a predicted model, not a curated record.